GAAAUCCUUUGCGUUGUAUCGCGAGAUUACUUUCGUGCUGUCUAGUACAGCACUAAAAACUGUCAGUGAGGUUAGAGGGGGUAAGAAUUUCUCAAAUCGGCGACUGCCGUUCAAACAGCGCUGUGAAUGUCCAAAUCUGUGCUCUGGUGGCAUUACGAACCUAACGUUUGACACCGAGGAGAAAAACGGCAGCGUUCUCGUCCAAACUGUACAGGCCAACAGUCUCUGAACUAGAUCAAACAGUGCUGUAAUACAGCGAGCAAAUGGCGUUGAAAAGAAUCCAAAAGGAGCUGACAGACCUACAGCGAGAUCCACCAGCUCAGUGUUCAGCAGGUCCAGUCGGAGAGGACUUGUUUCACUGGCAGGCAACAAUAAUGGGGCCGAACGACAGUCCAUAUCAAGGAGGGGUUUUCUUUCUUACGAUUCAUUUCCCAACAGACUACCCCUUCAAACCACCAAAGGUCGCAUUCACAACAAAAAUUUACCACCCCAAUAUUAACAGUAACGGAAGCAUUUGUCUGGACAUCCUGCGAUCUCAGUGGUCACCUGCGCUAACUGUAUCCAAAGUCUUGUUGUCCAUCUGCUCUCUGUUAUGUGACCCGAACCCAGAUGACCCGCUGGUACCCGAGAUCGCACAUACAUACAAAGCAGACCGAGAAAAGUACAACAGACUAGCGAGGGAAUGGACGCAAAAGUACGCCAUGUGAGAGUGCCUGCCACUGAAACGCUACAAAAUCAAACGGACAGAGAAACGUGUUUUUACUUUGAACAAGAGGAGUCAAAAGAAGUGAAUGUUGAGAGCGUCUAAACACCAGACCCUUGGAAGGGAAGCGGAAGGCGGAGGCGAGGAGGUGAGAGCCGCUGGUACACGUUGGCCGCUAUGUGCUGAACCCGCUGUCAUGUGCCGUUCUCCCAGAUCCGCCAUCACAACGGCUUUGCCUGGGAAGCUCCAGGAAAACUGUAAAACCGGACAAACCUCGGGGUACCACAACCCAGGAAGUUAGACUCGUACUACUGUUAGUUCUCUUAUAACCGUCAUUUGUGAUUUUCUCAGUGUUACUGUUGGCGUUCUUGCUCUUGUCACCGCUGAAUGAGGAAGCGUUGGGCUGAAGUUGGAAAGGCGACGAGACGGGAUUGAUGGCGUCGGGGGCCCCUGUGGAAACCAUAGUUGUCCGUGCACUUUCAUUUUACCAGUUUGCGAUAGAAUGUAAAAAAAAAACAAAAACAAAAAAAAAAAAGGUCGGAAAGACCUUGCUGUUUGUAGUCUCCGCCUUCCAGCUUCCUGCCGUUUCGGUGUUAUCCCGUAAAACACUAUGAAUGUGAUUCUAGGAAAAGGUUGUGUCCCUACUGAGCAGAUGUGAUUCGAUUUUUGAACAAAUGGAGGUCAUAAAAAUAGUCAAGUGAGUCUAUAUCUUUGUGCUAUUACAAAAAACACGAAACGUAACACGGUGUCCUAACCAGAUGCGAUGCAAUGAGGAUCCAGCGACCAUAGCCUUAUUCUCUAUUCCCUGCUACUUCACUAAUUUAGUCCACUUUUAGGAGAGAAUGUUAAUUUAAUUGGCCCCAGCCUCAUGUUUUCUAGCUGUUGAGUGUACAUCGGGGGUGUACGCUGUUUGUAGCAGUGCAUUGUGGGAUUGCAUGAGUAAACUCGAUGGACACCACUAUAUAUAGUGAGCUUUUAAGAGUAUAGGGGGCACGGACAAGAAAGGCGUGGCGAAAUCAUUCGCAAAUUACAGCCAAUCGGAAUAGAGUGUGUGGGCGGAGCUCUCUCUGAAACUCACCGCUCUCUCACCGAGUAAUGAAUUAAUUUCAUUUAAAUUAAUAGUUUUAACAGUAUUUAAAGUAUAUCGGCGACUUGAUGCAGUUUUGUUUGGGAAAUACACUGGUAUUUCGAGGUGUUUUUCGUUAUGGCGGUAAAUGUAUACCGAAAUAACGCAAAUAAAACCUUUUAUUAUUUUAAAAAACACGGAUAGGUUUGACCGUUGUCAGCCUCGAGGUAGCGGGAAUUUAGAAAUAAAUGUGUGCAUUAUUUUUAUCGUCAUGAAGAACAAAGGAUAUCAGACCUUUCAGAUAACAACAUGUGAAAUGAGCACAAAACUCAAAAAAAAAAAAAAAAAAAAAAAAGGAGAAUGAGGACUUCCUUGGCUACAGACAUGCCACAUUGGACAGGUUCGAGCAAAUCUGACCAGCAAAAAUUGCUAUCUGAAAAAUAAAUUUGUAAAGAAUUAUUAAAAAAACGAUUAGUCACCUGUCACUCAUGGCCUGUUGAUUAGGACAAAAGCAAAAUGGAGAACACUUUGUAUCGUAUUGCAUUGCAUCUCAUUAGGACACGGUGUUAUUUUUAUUUAUUACACAUACAGUGUUUUAUUUUAUUUAAAUUUUUAUGUUAUCGUAAUCAUAUCUCCUUUUGACAUAUUCUUUAUUUAACCUCGAGUGUGUUUCUCUGAAUUAAGCUGGCCGUUCUCACAGGACAUGCUCUCGCUUGUCGCUCAAGACGGACGUUUUUCUAACAACGUUUUGGUUCUUGUUUGACGCUCAAGUGUUCAUCUCAGAUCGUUCCGGGGGCGCGUUAACCAUUUUUACUGUACAUAAACGCGCUCGCCGGGCACGAGCGCACGGGGGAGGCUCCUUCGACCUGUUUUUAACGCGAGAGAAACGCGUCCUGUGCGAACGGCCACCGAACUGAAUUCACCUCAGCCGCAUGUGCAUGAUAUGGCAGAUGUGUAAGUAUUUGUUUUAUGAAGUGUUGUGAAGUUGCUUUAGGAGCCGAGGCAGAUUUUUAUACUCGUCUUAAAAAAAAAAAAAAAUCACCCAAUUUGCUUGCAGAAAAAAAAGAGGGAGCAAAAACGCUGAACGGCGGGACUGUGUGGAGAAUAAUAAAAAAAAAAUGCCACCAUUUCUGCCAAAUGUGAUUAUGCCCCUUUAAGAUUUGCAGGCAAUGGGCACGUCAUAGCGUAUGAAUGCAAUAUUUUUCGGCUCUUUAGCGUUUAUCUAUUCCACAAGAGCGUAAUCCUUAAUAAUCUUUAGAUGCUCUUGUUCCUGUAGUCACUGAUAUUACUAACGUCGGCCGGAGCAGGCGGCACGUUUGAUGUGCGAGCGGCGCAGGUGCUGGACUCCACUUCUUUUACUGUAAAUGCAUUUUUGUAAACGCGCUCAUGAACUCGCGGCCGCCUAUUUAGAGGUGGAUGAUCGAGAUGUUUACACGUGAGCAGGACGAAUACUCUUUCUUCGCCCGUCCGGACUGGAGCUCGGGAAGAAGCGCGAACGUCUCCUCGCUCUCACCUCCUGGUGCUGCCCUCCACAAGCCCGCGGCUCGAGACUCCCUGAAAAAGGGCUAAAAUACCGCCACAAUUCUAUUCGGCGUCGAGGCGGUCGAUGCUUUGCGUCCGGUUCGGCUCCGGAUGCCCCCCGAAAAUGUGAAUAUUGCGAUCGUUUUGCUCGGAACCGGUGACCGUCUACUGCGAAACGCGCGAGGAGAGACGUCGAGGCAUGUUCACGCUGCCGUUUUUUUUUCCAUUCGAGCUCUGAAUGAAAAGUGCCAUAAAAGUUGAUUCCGAAGUAGUUUUAGUAAACGCUUGUAACGUUAUCUGUCGCCGCUCACUUUCACUGCGUGGAGAGUGCAGCGUGAACAUGCAUCAGAAUAUCUCCUUUUGUGUUUCACCCCCCAAAAAAGUGGAAAAAAACGUGAUGGUGCGCGAAAUGAUAUUUACCUUUUUUCUUUUGAAUUGAAUGUAAAAUUUUAUGCCAACUUCUCCUAACCUUUGCCUCGAAGACCGAUGAUACCGUCUUCGUAUCAGCAAAUCUUUUCACUACUAAAUGCGCAUCUGGAAGUAGGAUGUUUGUUUUAAUUUAUUUAUUUAUUAGCUAUUUAUUUGUCGUCUUCCAGUCAUCAGCUCAAAUGCAGUCGGCCUGGAUUUACGAGCUGCUUCGUCUGAACCCUUUUCGAGAUUGUGCUAAGGCAGUAUAGCAUGCUUUGCACUCUGGUAGGCUACAACCUUUUUUCCGCAGCUAUUUGCAAGAUAUCAGGGAUCUUUUUUCCAUUCUCUCACCUCCCUCAAGACCCUCAAUAAAACCUUAGCCUUAACCAUCAAUGUAUAAGCGACUGUACUGUAUUGUUUACUUUGUGUUUUAACUGUUGAUUGGUACUGUACUACUUUGUGUAUCACAUACACACGUACACAGAGCCAUAAUGACCUCUCCUGCUAACUGUUUGUGCUAAAAAAAAAAAAAAAAAAAAAAAAACCCUGUCAUUUAACCAGCUCUCUCCUCAGACUCAGUACAGCUGAGACUAACCUCCAAGGUGUCAACUUUAGUGAAUAAAGCUCCUUUUGUUUAA
Messenger RNA from Puntigrus tetrazona (Sumatra barb), 4336 nucleotides. RefSeq names its product ubiquitin-conjugating enzyme E2D 4 (putative) (gene ube2d4). Gene Ontology annotation, molecular function: ubiquitin conjugating enzyme activity. Gene Ontology annotation, biological process: protein polyubiquitination; ubiquitin-dependent protein catabolic process. Gene Ontology annotation, cellular component: nucleus. Lineage: Eukaryota; Metazoa; Chordata; Actinopteri; Cypriniformes; Cyprinidae. The transcript is spliced from 7 exons. The record is from RefSeq and is a predicted model, not a curated record. The coding region runs from base 264 to 707 and encodes 147 amino acids.